UCUCGUUGGUCUCGCGGUGCUGUCGCGAGUUGCUUAUCGCGCCACAUUUUUCACACGCCGCCGCCUUUUACGGUGGGGCCAUAAACGCAGAUACUGUACAGAUACGCACUCGCAGACGCUCGCGCACACUCACGUGCAGCACAUCGAGAGCUCUGGGAUAAAAGCCUCGGCUUCCCCCGCAGGAGCACACCGAGCGCCUCGGCACUGCACAGCUGCUGCACAGCCGCAAAGAUGGGCAAGCGGAAGUUUUCGGGGCUGGAGGUGACCCUCAUUGUCCUCUUCCUCCUGGUCACCGUGGUGGCUGUGGUCCUCGUGGUGCUGCUGGCCACAGGCCAGUCGACUUCCAGUGAGAACAGUGACAACGACUCCGGAGUGACCGACGACUUCAUCCCCGAAUGUCCAAAAGUUGAUCCGAGUGAAAAGGUGGACUGUUACCCGGACGGUGGGGCGUCACCGAGGAAGUGUCUCCAGAGAGGGUGCUGCUGGGAUCCGGUGGACGAGAUCAACAUACCCUGGUGCUUCUUCUCCUUGAACCACAACUACGAGGUCUCCAGCGUGCAAAAGCCCAACGACCACAGGUUGGAGGCCGUGCUAAAGAGAAGGCCGGCGCCCACUCUCUUCGGGGGCGACAUCGAGCAGCUCAGCUUCCAGGCCGAGAUGCAGACGCAGAACCGCCUGAGAUUCAAGAUCACAGACGCCGAGCGCUCCAGGUUUGAGGUUCCCCACGAACACGUCACGAGUCCCGCGGAUCCCCCCGGCGGAGCCCUGAACUACGAGCUCGAGCUGCUCCACAUCCCCUUCGGCCUGCGGGUUUUCCGGGCCUCCAGCAAAAAACUGCUGUUCGACACCACCGUGGGCCCCUUGGUGUUCGCCGAUCAGUACCUGCAGCUGUCCGCGAAGCUGCCCUCGCACAACAUCUACGGUCUGGGAGAACACGUUCACCAGAACUUCCGGCACGACACCAACUGGAAAACGUGGCCCAUCUUCACACGGGACUCCUUCCCCAACGGGGGAACCCAUAACCUGUACGGACACUAUCCCUACUUCGCGUGCCUGGAGGACGAGAGCGGCGCUUCCUUCGGCGUCUUCCUCAUGAACAGCAACGCCAUGGAGGUCACUCUCCAGCCUGCCCCGGCCGUCACCUAUCGCACCAUCGGGGGAGUCUUGGACUUCUAUAUCCUGCUGGGAGACACCCCCGAGGCCGUGGUGCAGGAGUUCCUUGAGCUCGUCGGAAGGCCCGUGAUCCCCCCCUACUGGUCGCUGGGUUUCCAGCUCUCCCGCUGGGAUUACGGCAAUUUGACGGAGGUCAAGAAGACAGUGGAGCGCAACCGCGAAAUCGGGCUGCCCUACGACGUCCAGUACACAGACAUCGACUACAUGGAGGACAAGAAGGACUUCACGUACAAUGCGGUCAAUUUCACGGAGCUCCCGCAGUUUGCCGACUACAUGCACGCGGGCGGCCAGAAGUACAUCCUCAUACUGGACCCGGCGAUCUCCAACAAGCCCCGCAUCAACGGGCCGUACGAGUCGUACGAUCGAGGCACCCAGAAGAAGGCCUGGGUCACCGAGGCGGACGGAGAGACACCGCUGCUAGGAGAGGUGUGGCCCGGGCUGGCCGUGUUCCCCGACUACACGAACCCGGCCUGCAUCGAGUGGUGGGUCGACGAGAUCCAGAGGUUCCACCAGGAAGUGAAGCACGACGCCCUCUGGAUUGACAUGAAUGAGGUGUCCAACUUCCAGAAGGGCUCCGUGAACGGCUGCAGCAUCAACAACCUCAACGACCCCCCCUUCACUCCAAGAAUCCUGGACAACCUGAUGUACAGCAAGACCCUGUGCAUGGACGCAAAGCAGACGUGGGGGAGCCACUACGACGUCCACAGCCUCUACGGAUACUCCAUGGUCCUCGCGACGGAGGUGGCUCUCAAGAAGGUGUUUGGCAACAACCGCAGCCUCAUGCUCACCAGGUCCUCAUUCCCUGGCGUGGGGAAGUACUCCGGUCACUGGCUGGGUGACAACGCCGCCACCUGGAACGACAUCAAGUGGGCCAUCCCCGGGAUGCUGGAGUUCAGCCUCUUUGGAGUGCCCUACAUCGGCGCCGACAUCUGUGGCUUUUUCGACGACGUUUCGGAGGAGUUGUGCCGCCGCUGGAUGCAGGUCGGCGCUUUCUACCCUUUCAGCCGGAACCACAACGCCCAAAACUACAAGCCGCAGGACCCGGCCUGGUUCGGGGAGGACUCCCUCCUGGUGAACACCUCCAAGCACUACCUGAACAUCCGCUACACGCUGCUGCCCUACCUCUACACACUCUUCUACAAGGCCCAUGCGUACGGCGAUACGGUGGUGCGACCCGUGAUGCACGAGUUUUACUCUGACUCCGCCACGUGGGCCGUGGACCGGCAGUUCCUGUGGGGUCCGUACCUGCUCAUCACACCCGUGUUGGACCCCGGUGUGGAGACGGUGGCGGCGUACAUCCCAGACAGUCCGUGGUACGACUACGAAACGGAGGAGAAGAUGACCACCCGCAGGCAGUACAUCAACAUGUACCUUCCGGCCGACAAACUGGGUCUGCACAUCCGAGGCGGCGCCAUUCUCCCGACCCAGAGGCCUGCGGUGACCACCGUGUACAGCCGGAAGAACCCCAUGGGUCUGAUCAUCGCGCUGGACGACAACGAGCAGGCCGCCGGAGAGCUCUUCUGGGACGACGGAGAGUCUCGAGAUACAGUGAAUUCUGGAAAUCACAUCCAUUACAAGUUCUUUGUGGUUUCUGGGCUGUUGACCAUGAACGCCCUGCACAGCACCUACGUCGACCCCAAUGAUCUCCGAUUCGAGAACAUCACAGUUCUGGGAGCGAACUCGAUGCCCACAACCAUCGUGGUGACCCACAAAGGCGUGGAGACCCCGGUGCCCUCUCAGAACAUCUGGUAUAACGGUGACAAGAAGGUUCUCUACAUCAGAAACUUGACCUUGCUGCUGGGGCAGAACUACACAGUGAAGUGGAAUGGCAGUGUAUCCGAGACGGAGCGCUUCGACUGCCACCCCGAGGAGGGUAGCGAUGCAGACAAAUGCUUGGCCAGAGGCUGCAUCUGGAACCCAUCGGAAACUCCUCGUGUGCCUUGGUGUUUCUACCCCAAUGACUACGGCUACAAGGCAGUGAGUCCCACACCAGACACCACCGGUUGGAGUUUUGAAAUCCAGCGAAAUGCCAGGUAUCGCAGCCAGCGACUGGAGUCGCCCGACAUCAACACUCUUCGGGUGGAAAUCAAGUACCUCAGUGCUGACAUGCUGCAGUUUAAGAUAUACGAUCCUGCAAACAAGCGGUACGAAGUGCCCGUGCCCCUCAACAUCCCGCCCACUCCUGAGGCGGACCCCAACAAGAGGCUGUACGACGUUGAGGUGAACGAGCAGCCCUUCGGAAUCAAGGUGAUCCGCAAGAGCACCGGAACGGUCAUAUGGGACUCGACGCUCCCAGGCUUCACGUUCUCGGACCUCUUCAUCCAGAUCUCCACCCGCCUUCCCUCCAACUACAUCUACGGCUUUGGGGAGACAGAACACAGCAGCUACCACCAUGACCUCAACUGGCAUACGUGGGGCAUGUUCAGCAAAGACCAGCCACCCGGGUACAAGAUGAACUGCUACGGGGUGCAGCCCUUCUACAUGGGCCUGGAGAACACGAUGGACGCGCAUGGGGUGCUCCUGUUGAACAGCAAUGCCAUGGACGUGACCCUUCAGCCGACCCCAGCGCUCACGUACCGCACUGUGGGCGGGAUCCUGGACUUCUUCAUCGUGAUGGGUCCCACGCCGGAGCAGGUGGUGCAGGAGUACACGGAGCUGGUCGGGCGUCCCGUUUUGCCAGCCUACUGGUCUCUUGGAUUCCAGCUCUGUCGCUAUGGUUACCAAAACACCAUGGAGAUAGAGAACCUGUACAACGAGAUGAGAAACGCCGGGAUUCCCUACGACAUCCAGUAUGCGGACAUUGACUACAUGGAGAGGCAGCUGGACUUCACUAUUGACAAAGACUUCCAGGACCUGCCGGAGCUGGUGAACACGAUGAGGAGUGAGGGCAUGAGGUUCAUCUUCAUCCUGGACCCUGCAAUUUCAGGGAAUGAGACUGACUACCCUGCCUUCACUCGUGGGCACGAGAAGGACGUCUUCAUCAAGUGGCCAUUAGAGCUGGAGGAUGACAUAGUCUGGGGAAAGGUGUGGCCAGACUUCCCUAAUGUCACUGUAGAUGAGUCUUUGGACUGGGACACACAAGUGGAGCUGUACAGGGCCUACACGGCGUUCCCAGACUUCUUCCGCAACCAGACGGCCGAGUGGUGGCUGCAGGAAAUCAAAGAGUUUUACGUGAAAAUGAAGUUUGACGGCCUGUGGAUUGACAUGAAUGAGCCAGCCAGCUUCGUUCACGGCACCGUCGGGGGAAAAUGUCUGGGACCGGAGAAGUACGACUACCCGCCGUACAUGCCACAAUUGGAGUCCAAAAACGAGGGCCUCAAACACAAGACCCUGUGCAUGAACAGCGAGCAGUUCCUGGCUGACGGCACCCCGGUCAAACACUUCGACGUUCACAAUCUCUACGGAUGGUCCCACGCCAAGCCCACCUACGAUGCCCUGCUGGCUGUCACCGGGGAGAGAGGGGUGGUGGUGUCGCGCUCCACGUACCCCUCCAGCGGCAAAUGGGUGGGACACUGGCUCGGAGACAACACUUCCGGCUGGGACCAGCUUUUUAAGUCCAUCAUCGGAAUGCUGGAGUUCAGCUUGUUUGGCAUCUCCUAUACCGGCGCCGACAUCUGCGGCUUCUUCAACUCGGCCGAGUACGAGAUGUGUCUCCGCUGGAUGCAGCUGGGCGCUUUCUACCCCUACUCCCGGAACCACAACGGCAAAGGAAACCCGAGGCAGGACCCGGUGGCCUGGAACAGCACCUUCGCCGAGGCCUCGCGGAACGUCCUCAACAUCCGCUACACGCUGCUGCCCUACCUAUACACGCUGAUGUUCGAGGCCCACGCCACAGGAAGCACGGUGGUGCGCCCCCUGCUGCACGAGUUUGUGACGGACAAGGUCACCUGGGAGAUCUACCGCCAGUUCCUGUGGGGUCCCGCUCUGCUGAUCAGCCCCGUCACGGACCUGGGUGCCAGGGAGGUUACGGCGUACGUUCCAGAAGGCCGCUGGUACGAUUACAACACGACGAUGGCCGUGGAGAUAAGCAAAAACUGGAUGGUCAUGCCCACUCCUCUGGAGCACAUCAACCUCCACGUCCGCGGCGGCUACAUCCUGCCCUGGCAGACGCCGGAGAACACGACCCAUUACAGCCGCAAGAACCCGCUGGGGCUCAUCGUGGCCCUGAGCGACGCCGGUGCGGCCCAGGGCACCUUCUUCUGGGAUGACGGACAGGGCAUCGACACCUACGAGAACGGAAUGUACCUCCUGACAUCUUUCUCCGUCCAACAGAACACCCUGCAGAAUAACGUGGCUCACAGUGGCCUGGCCACAGCAGACCGCCUCAUCAUGGGACAGCUGAGGGUGUGGGGCGCCGGGAGCACCCAAGUGAAGGAGGUGACGCUGGCUGCGGGCGGGGAUCCGGCGAAGCCGCUGCCCGAAGACGCCGUCUCACACAACCUGCAAACACAGGAACUGGUCAUUGAUCUAACAGCUCAGUCGCUCCACGUGGACCAACAGUUUACCGUCACGUGGAAAACGAGCGUUUGACCCGAGGGAACACGCUCCUGUACACGUGCGUGUCCUGGGUGUGGCGACCGCUUCUUUGCACCGUGAAGGAAUCGCUUGUGGUCAAACCUGUCAGCUGCUUCUCCUUCGCUCUCUUCUCCCUUUCUCUCUGGGCUCUUUUCACCUUUGCUCUUGGGUUUGUGCGGAACGUCGGCGAUAAAUAAAGAGUCGCCGAUCCGGGAGCCGGACCUGUCUGUCGGAGCAAAGGGCGGCACUUUGUUGCCCGUAGCGACGCGACGCGACGCUCCGCUACUCUCCGUUUAUCACACGCGCUUAAUUGAUUUCUGCUCUAAUUGGCAAUCGUUUGGGUCGGAGGGGGGGCAGGGGGCGGAGACACCGGGGGGGCGAGCGCUGCUCUGGGAAUCUAAUGAGCAGCUCAUGGAGGCUCCGCUAUGUAGCGUCUCUAGAAAAACUAAUAGUUUGGGCUGUUUGUGCCUUUUUCUUUUCUUUUCUUUUCUUUUCUUUUCUUUUCUUUUCUCUCCCAUCAGCAACGACAUCUUAAGUACACGUUCCCUGUCGCAGAAGUGUGUGCUUCUCGAAAAGAAAGCAGUCCUUCGCAACAAUUCAAGAGGGAAUAAAGAGUUCAACUGGUUGACGUGCUGCAUAUUUUCAAGCGAUACAUAAAAUACCUUCCAUUUCCACCAGGCACCAUUUGCCAUGGAAACACAGACAAACAAACACACUUACAUUUACCUUCACCGCACUUGUCUCUCUAAAGGUCCUUACAGCGCAAGGUUUGUACACCAGGCUACUUACACUG
Messenger RNA from Scleropages formosus (Asian bonytongue), 6481 nucleotides. RefSeq names its product sucrase-isomaltase (gene si). The transcript has 48 exons. NCBI's taxonomy places the organism in Eukaryota, Metazoa, Chordata, Actinopteri, Osteoglossiformes, Osteoglossidae. Gene Ontology annotation, biological process: carbohydrate metabolic process. The record is from RefSeq and is a predicted model, not a curated record. Gene Ontology annotation, molecular function: alpha-1,4-glucosidase activity; carbohydrate binding. Bases 232 to 5703 code for a protein of 1823 amino acids.